This is a messenger RNA of Diaporthe citri, 1215 nucleotides long. RefSeq lists its product as uncharacterized. The coding region runs from base 1 to 1215 and encodes 404 amino acids. The transcript has 3 exons. Lineage: Eukaryota; Fungi; Ascomycota; Sordariomycetes; Diaporthales; Diaporthaceae. The record is from RefSeq and is a predicted model, not a curated record.
AUGUUCUUCAGGAAUCUCAUCACCGCCCUAGUCGGCGUGUCUAUCGUUACUGCUGCUCCUGCGUCCGUUGACCGAACUGCAACACCCAUGGAGAGGGGUCUGAAGCACAAGACCAGGGCGCAACAAAAGAGGGACAUCAUCAUUCAGCAGACUGUGGUGGAGCCCCAGAUCACAGUAAUCAACAACAACUUGGAUACCAUCGCAGCUCUGGCUUUGACUGCGGAGCAGGAGUUCGCAGCUCUUGUUCAGUCUCAACUUGCGCUCAUUUCAACGGUGGAGACCAUCAAGAACAACAUCAGAGUCAAUCAUUUCAAGAACAGAUGGAACAAUGUGAACACUGUCAUUAUUGCAGUCACAAACGUCAUUGACCAGCGAGAUCCCAACAACGUCAACACUCGCUACAUGGUCAACCAGCUGAAGGCGGAUAAUGGCGCAGCUGGUCAAGAAAUUCUUGUCAUGGUGAACGCGGCUGAGCCUCUGACCAUCGGCCCUGCCCCUACGCCCGCAACUCUGAAUGUACCCGGUGUCGCGGGUGUGGGCAACGCUUCUCAGCCCGCCGCUGGCGGUGCCCCUCAGGUUGCUCAGUUUGACCCCAAUGCGCCAUUUGGCCAGGUCAAUGGUUCAGUCCUGCUCCCCUUUGGCUCCCAGCCACCGAAGGCUCCCAGCGACGCUCAGGUCUUCCCUGACCCGGCCGCCAUCAUCCUUCCGAACCAGGGCCUGUUUGUUGGUGACACAAAUCUCAUCCAGCAAGAUUGCCAGCUCAUCGCUGCGGGUUCUCUUUUCAACCUGCAGGCACAGCUGCUGGCUAAUGAGCAAGCUAUCGCACAGGCCGAGCUCGCAGGUCUUGUUCUUGGGACUGCUCCCCCACCGACAGUCAUCGUCAACGUGAACAAUGGCCAGCAAGGUCAGCAACAAGGUCAAGACCAGGCCCAGCAACAGGCCCAGGGACAGGCCCAGCAACAGGCCCAGGAACAGGCCCAGCAACAGGCCCAGCAGCAGCAGCAGCAGCAGCAGCAGGCCGCUCAAGAGCAGGCCCAACAGCAAGCUCAGCCGCCCGCUGACCCGAAUGCUGGACAGGCUCCGCCGCCUGCCGAUCAACAGGCGGAUCAAGGUGCGCAACAGCAGGCUGGAGAGCAAGCCCAGCAACCGGCUGAGCAACCAGCCGACCAACAGGCUGCUCCAGCGGCUCCUGCUGCGACUCCAUCAAGUGCAUAG